UGUUCUCUGUGUUUCUACUGUUGUUAAGAGCAAAGAGGAAACUGCAUCUCCAGUAUUUAUUAUUAUGGAGAAUAUUUUCAGUAUCUGCUGAUCCAUCAGCCUGAGGAGGAAGAGGAGGUGGAGAACGAGGAGCUGCAGGAGAACAGGAGAAGAGGAAGAGUGGGUUACGAAAACCGAGACAAUAUAAAAUGCAGCUGAUUUGAGUGGAAGAUGUCUGACGUUACCAUGGAAGCCACCACCAUGCUCCCAAUCCUCAAGAAGAAACUGGCCUUUUUGUCAGGGGGCAAAGACCGGCGUAGUGGUCUGAUCCUGACCAUACCUCUCAGUUCAGAUCAGACCAGCAUGGAGGAGCUCAGUGUCACGCUGGACUACCUUCUCAGCAUCCCCAGUCAGAAGUGUAAGGCCCGGGGUUUCACCGUCAUCGUGGACGGACGCAAGUCUCAGUGGAACAUUGUCAAGACUGUGGUGCUCAUGCUACAGAAUGUGAUCCCGGCCGAGGUGUCGCUGGUCUGCGUGGUGAAGCCAGAUGAAUUCUGGGACAAGAAGGUCACGCACUUCUGCUUCUGGAAGGAAAAAGAUCGUCUGGGCUUCGAGGUGAUCCUGGUUUCGGCCAAUAAACUGACUCGUUACAUCGAACCCUGUCAGCUGACGGACGACUUUGGAGGAAGUCUGGACUACGACCACAACGACUGGCUCAACAAGAGACUGGUUUUUGAGAAAUUCACCAAAGAGUCGACGUCGCUGCUGGACGAGCUGUCGAUCAUCAAUGGCGGUGACAAGAGCAGUUCGGGGGACAAGGAAAAAUUAGCUGACUCGGCCCUCUUACCGUCCUUUGACCCUGAGACUGUUCUUCAGACUGGUCAUGAGCUGCUGUCGGAGCUGCAGCAGCGUCGGUUUAACGGCUCCGAGGGAGGAGGAGGAGGAGGAGGUAAGGGAGGUCCGGCCUGGCGUCCCAUGGAGGAGGAGCUGCUGGCUCAGCCUCAGGUGAUGAAGCUGCUGGACUCACUCAGGGAGCAGUACACCCGAUACCAGGAGCUCUGCAGGCAGCGAAACAAACGCAGCCAGCUGGAUGAGAUUCACACCAAGGUCAUGCAGGUGGUGACCUGGCUGCAGGGUCCAGGUUCCGAGCUGUUAAAGAAUCAUCAGGCGAUCGGAGACUCGAUUCGAGCGGCUCAGGCCCUGCAGCAGAAGCACGAGGAGAUCGAGAGCCAGCACAGUGAGUGGUUUGCGGUGUACGUGGAGUUGAACCAGCAGAUCGCUGCCUUGCUCAAUGCCGGGGAGGAGGAGGAAGUGGUGGAGCUGAAGUCGCUACAGCAGCAGCUCAGCGAUGUCUGCUACCGACAGGCGGCUCAGCUGGAGAAUCGCCAGAACGUCCUGCAGGCAGCGCAGGGCUUCCACAGCGCCACACAGGAGUUGUCUCAGCAGCUGGACGGUUUACUGGGAAUGCUCUGUGCUGAUGUGGCGCCGGCCGACGGAGCUUCUAUUCAACAAAACCUCAAACUGCUGGAGGAGAAGCUGCAAGCUGUCGAGGCAGGUCUCACCUCUCUGCGUCAGAAGGGGGCGUUGUUGACGGAGCAGAUGAGCAGCCAGCCACCGUGGUCUCUGGAGGAAACGGAGAGUCCAGCAGGAGAGCAGCAAGACAACGUCCAGCACAUUCAGGCUGUGAUGGAGGAGAUGCAGCUCCGCAAACAGAGGUGUGAGGACAUGGUGGAUGUGAGGAGGCUGAAAAUGCUACAGAUGGUCCAACUGUUCAAAUGUGAAGAGGACGCUCUACAGUCAGUAGAGUGGCUUGGCGAGCUUUUGGACGCCCUGUUGAAGACUCAUGUCCGACUGGGUGACGACUCUCAAGAGACGAUGACCAUGUUGGACAAACACAGGAAGUUCGUGGACGUCGCUCAGAGCACUUAUGAUUAUGGCCGCCAGCUGCUGCAGGCCACCGUCGUCCUCUGUCAAUCGCUGCGCUGCACAACGCGCUCAUCCGGAGAUACUCUGCCCAGGCUCAACCGAAUAUGGAAACAGUUCAGCGUCAGCGGUGAAGAGAGGCAACAGAGACUGGAGCUGGCUCUGAACUUCCACACCGCCGCCGAGAAGGUUUUACAGCAAGAAUACGUCGAGGCCGAGUUGCUGGAUGAAGUUGACUCCUCUGGGAAAACUCUGUUGGACAGAUUGACCACACCCGUUAUCUUCCCUGAUGGGAGCGAGCAGUACUUCGGGAGUCCCAGUGACACGGCAACGGCAGCGGAGGGCGUCAGAGAGCGCCUCCUGCUGGUGGAAGAGCAGCGGCUGCAGCUGCAGGACGCGGAGCUCCAUGAUGAUGAUGAUGAUGUUGACGAUGAGGUGCUGAACGGACAGGAGGCACGGCUCGAUGUUAUCGGAGAGGAACUGAGUGAGAAAGAAGAUCAAGAGGAGGAGGAUGAAGUUGAAGAGGGGUUGGAGGAAGAGGAGGCUGGGCCGCAGGAUGAAGAGUUAGACAGGGCCACGCAGGACUGCUAAUGGACGACAUUAAAGCUAGCAGCCUCAAUGAAGGGCUCCUAAUUCCUUUCCAGCGAGACCUAAGAUUUGCUGUCCGCGGGCCAAGAAAGCCCUGGAUCACUGCAGCUGCUAGUCUCAUUCUUACUGCUGCUGUUUAUCUACAUCCGACUACAUUACCCGUCAGCCUCUCCGCUCUGAAAGCUUUCCCCCUGGCUGUAGUGAAGGAUCAGCCCCCUCUAAACGGCACCUUUUGGAUCCAAUGUAAAAUACUGGAAAUAUUUACUGGAAUAGUUGAUACUCAUGUCCCCUGAUGCUCUCUCACGACUGUAAAAAAAACUUUUUUGGAUAAGAAGUCUUCUCCUUCCCAGCAUGCCUCUCAUUCCCCUAUGUGGGUGGAGCUUCCAUGGUACUAACAUGGUUGCUGUCUGUGCCUCCUACGACUUUCUCUCAUUUCUUGCCUCUUUGCCUCUUUUAUAUUCGCGUCCUCUCACAAAAGACGACGCUGGCGGCUGGUGCAGGAACUCAAAGAGUGGAGCUACAGUUUAUCAGGUGUGCAGCGACUGGAUCCUGCUCCUGCAGCAACAGUCCCGAACACUUCACCCACCUUCCAGACAGUGUCAGGCCUGUUAGAGCUGUUCAACACUCAGUUCGACAUGAAACUCUCCCGGCUGAAUCCACAGUACAUACAAGCUGAAAGAAAUAAUCUGCUUUAUUGACAAAAACUCAAAGUUAUAAGACUGUUUCCAUGGCGACUUGAGGAGAAGAGUCAACUGCAAAGCCCAAAGAGUUUCAUACAACAAUACGUUAACCAGAUCAGAUUCAAAUACAACACUCAUAAUUGAUAUAAAUCCUCUUGCAAGUUGUCGAAAAGUUUCCUCAAGAAAGUAAUUGCUCUAUUCACAAAUGACUGCCAGACUGUCAAAGCCAUAGACUGUAAAUAAAAAAGGACGACGCACCUCCCCUUCUCCCCACCGUACAAAAAUGAAGCCAAAAUACCUUGGUUACAGGAGCUGCCAUCUUGCGCUGUUGACUUUGAGCCAGUGAUUAUGGCGUGGAGCUGUGGUAUGAGUCAGUCAUGAUGCUUCAGGCUGUUUUUACGGCAUUCAAUAAUUAACUACAGCCAAACUUACCAGGAAACCUAACUCUUGAACUCCAAGAAGUGCCUAAUAUGUUAGAAUAUUAACCUUUUUUUUUAUGUGAAAUAUAAUUUUGUUUGGUCCAUGUCCCUUCUGCUAACAUGGAAGAGGCAUGGUUUGUAAACGUUACUGCAGCCAGCUACCAGGGAGGGAUCCAGGUAAUUUGGCUUCACUUUUGGGGAGCUGUCAUGUCGUCCGUCUUUAUAUACAAACAGUUUUCAAAGUUCACAGUAAAACAGGUGACGUAAUAAAGCAGGAAAAUAAAAUUAGAAUCAUUUUUUUUUACAAACUCAGUCCAGCAGGCGGCCUUGAGAAAAGCAAACUAAUUUGUGUGCACAAUUUAUUAAAUGAAGUAUAACAUACACUAAAAGUCCUGCAUUGUGUGCCGAGACACUCUUGCUAGUUUUCUUGUACUUGUAAGAUAUGUGGAUACACAUCAAGGAUGCUGAACUAAAGAUAUUUUUUCUUUGACAUUUUUUACAAAAGUUUUUAAAGUCAAAGCUUAGACGAGAAAUUGUCUGUUUUAAAGUUUAGGUGACUGAAGUCCCCGCACUACAGCAGGGGAGGAGGCAACAUAUGAUAUAAGUCAAGAGGAUGGUUCACUAAAUUGUGUGCACAAAUACCUCCUGGGCUCUGUAUUGUAGAAUGUCCAGAUUCGACCAAGCGAAUAAACUAAUGGCAACGGACCAAGGAGAGAUUCAGGAAAAAUCAAUUUUAAAGGAGACAUGUAUAUUCUUUGUGUUAAAUUUGUUGAAAAUGUCUUCAAAGCUAAAAAGUCUGUGUUAAAGGGACUUCCUCUCCUCCACAGAAAACCCUGAAGCUCCUUUAAGACCUUGUCAGUCGUGCGGCCAAUACCUUGCAUCCAGUCCAAACAUUUGCUUAAUUCACACCUAGCAGCUUGAUUUAACCUAAGUCAUGAGCAUACGUUGUCUCCUUUCAUUUCUGUUAGACUUCAUGCUGUUUCUUGUUGAAAUGUUCUCUAGGACUUGUCAACACCGUUGUGUCCAUGAUGCUCAGAUCUUUCAAAGACCAAGAGGCUCAGAACACGCUGCUCUUCAUAAAGCCCUCUGCCUUCAUGAUGGAGAUCGAACCUGCGCCGCUCACUGCUCAAAACUCACCAUAGGGACUGAGAUGACCUGACUCCGCUGGAGUCGAGUCAACAGACACACAGGUUUCACUGUGACUGGUUUGCAGCCACGAUGACAUCAGAGAAAGACGGAUUCAUUUCUUUUUAUUUAUUUGAUGGAUUCUUGAAGAUUAACAACCUUGUGAUUAUGUGCUCUUUUAUUUGACCGGUAAUUGCUGCUGUAAGUGUAACUGCUAAAUGCUUCUGUCCUCUCAGUCCAGUAACAUGCAGUGACUUCAUGACCUCAUCCUCAAAAUAAAGACGCUUUUUGAA
Molecule: messenger RNA, 5007 nt
Organism: Platichthys flesus (European flounder)
Lineage: Eukaryota; Metazoa; Chordata; Actinopteri; Pleuronectiformes; Pleuronectidae
Gene: sestd1
Product: SEC14 and spectrin domains 1
Exons: 19
Coding region: 211-2493 (760 amino acids)
Source: RefSeq, a predicted model, not a curated record